GUUAAUUUUCUUCUGCGUACAGAAAUGCUUUUGGCUAUCACGGAUUUUCUCCGUGGUGGCAAGAUGGGGGAAUAGAAUACGGCUUCUCACCCUCGCGUGGGUGUCGCCGGUGACCAUGCCAUCCCAAUUGUCUCCAGUGACGCGCUCUCACGCAAUCUUCUCCCAGAAAAAGUGGAAGCUGAACACUCAUCAACAAUGUUCGACUCAACCUGCUGCAUCGCAAGUUCCAUCCGAGAUGCUGGUGUCAUUGAGUAUCGAAGGUCUUGAGAAGGAGGAACAAGAAGCCUUGAAUAGGAAGCGGUCAGCUUGUAGCCUUCGAGUGUCGAAGUCCAACACGGUGACACCGUCAGCAGAUUCCCUCGCUUCCUUCACAUCUCCAAAGAAAGAUGUUACUUUAUGCAAGUAUUGCGUGUCUCCAAUAGCCCCGUCGCUUCCGCAAAAGGUUCUCAAGACUUCGAAGGUGUGUCAGAAGCUGUCGUUUGAUGACAGUGGACAAGAAACUCUCCGUGAUGCGCCUCGUUCUUCGGCUUUUGAUAUCAUCAAGUUCAGUCCUGCUCUGCAGAAAUAUUUUGUUGACAACUCUCCUCCGCUGGUUGGCGGUAUUACGCCGCCGAAGAUCAGCCCUGAAAAUGAUAAGCUCGGUUCAAAUGUGUCUCAUCUAAGUGGAGAAUUGGAGAUAUCCGGUUGCACACCUCCUUCAGCGACAUCCACACCCGGUAGAAAAAGGACAGCUCACGUAUACAGAAACUUGUUUCUUAGUCCUCGAAGAACAUCUGCUCGAUUGGCUACAAAGGCCGCUUCCUCGACAAACUGUGACAGGCUUCUCGUUGCCCCUCCAAAGCCCAUUGAGACUGCUCAAGUCGUCAAUCAUGAUAUCAUAUCCAGACUCUCGCAGACUGGAAACUACAAGAUAUUCUCCUACUUAACCGGAGAUGACCUAUGCGCCGUAUCAUGUGUUUCAAAUGUUUGGUCUCGGAGUGUUCGUGAAGACUUCCCAGCAUUCACUCGUCGAAGAGAAUUCUUGAGAGUCAAACGCAUAUGGCUGAAUUCUCCUGACAUAGAGAACAGUAGAAUGCUGCGAGGUUAUUUGCGAUCACCGAGUACUUUAAGGCCUCGAACAACUGAAGAACUGAGAGACUACAUGGAGAAAGCUCGGCUGAGCGUUCCAUCGUCUGCCCAAAACACAUCGAGGCGAUCCGGCAUUACUCCUUUACACAUCUCCAAUUUGAGAUCGCCGUUGAGAGGGGCAAAUACUCAUCCGAGAGCACUUCCGUCAAAUGAGGCCCGUUUUUGGGAAUUCCAUAAUCUUUCGCUGAUGGAAUCUGAAAUUACCAGAAGUGCGGUCGAAGUUGCUCUCAUCUUCGGCAAGAGAGAAUUCUCGCCUCCGCAAGAAAUUCUGACUUGCGAGGUUUUCUUUUCUUCGCAAGUACGAUUCAAGAAUCCACUCGUAGACUACGGAUGUCCGUGGUGCUCGUCACCAGCUCGAAUUCCUCGCGCGGGCAUUAUGGCUACGUGCACUAAAUCUUCCUGCGGUCACACGUUUUGUCCACAUUGUCUGACAGAAUCGCCGACGAAAUGUUGCCGCACGCGUAGCGUUUCCGAAGAGGGUUCUUUGCGUUCGUGGGGAUCGGCCCCGUCCAUCGGAUCUCGCUCGAGUAAACGUAACUUGCGUCGUCUCAUGGACAAGUGA
This is a messenger RNA of Notodromas monacha, 1690 nucleotides long. Lineage: Eukaryota; Metazoa; Arthropoda; Ostracoda; Podocopida; Cyprididae. The record is from the annotation of a GenBank genome assembly.